AUGGGCUAUGUACAAAAACGAUUGGCGUCCACGGCUGCCAAGCUAGCUCAUGCAUCUCCCUCCCAAGCCCCGGCAUUCCCUCCAAAAGAAGCCAUCGCCUCUACUUCGUCCAAAACUGAGUUCUUCGAUGCUCAGACAUGGGCAGCACUGCAGCCUCCUCCGAAAUCCGAGCUGACCGCAUUCGCCCACCGUAUAGGUCUUGGACACAUUCGUAAAUCUCCCGGUGUGAUCCAGCAAGCCUGCACGCACCCAUCUUUCGUGCCAUUCUUCAGACAACAUCUUCCGGACGAGCCCAUACCCGAGACGAAUGGGAACCUCGCGACGCUUGGAAACUCGCUGUUGGGCUUGUUUGCCACCGAAUACAUCCAUUCAUCCUAUCCUCACUUGCCGACACGCGUGUUGAUGGCUGCCGUCAGCGCGUAUGUAGGCCCAAGCCCCUGCGAAGCGAUCGCGAAGGAGAUGGGCGCGACGCCUCUACUGAGAUGGCACAGGAUGCCCAUUACCGAUUUGCGGCCAGCUGUCUCACAUUCCGAGGCACUGAGCUCCAUUCCACGUGCACUCACUGCCCUUGUGCACCAACACCGUUCUGUGCAUUCCGCACGCGAGUUCGUGGAAACAUUCUUCCUUAGCCGGGAUGUAGAUCUACGGAGCAUGAUCAAGUUUUCUGAUCCUAAACUCGCGUUGGUUGAGACAGUUGCGAAGUUCGGACGAGAACGGCCAAUAUCGAGACUGCUCAAGGAGACUGGACGACACUCCAACUCACCAAUAUAUGUCGUGGGUGUCUAUUCAGGCGCCGAUCAACUUGGCGAAGGGUUUGGCAGCUCGUUGAAAAUGGCUGAGUUUCGAGCUGCAGAGGAUGCGUUGCGUCGACUCUAUUUAACUCGGCAGCCACCAGACUCGGUCCAGCUUCCAACUUCCACGUUUCCAUCCGGUGAAGGCAGCAUAUUUGUUGCCGAAGAAUGGAAGACGCAUUAUGUGCCAGUUGAGAUGGGCGACUCGGAGGUGCAUUAUGCCAGUUCAGGGCGGUCAAAGGCUCAGUCACCUGGAAGGCGCGCGAGUGCUGAGGACGAGAAUGAUGUAGACACGUAAUGCGAUGCUUCAUUACUAUGCGAGAUGUCCACAUGAUGAGACGGGAAUCUUUCACAACUAUUAGCUAUAGCUUGAAGGAUGCCUUUUCGGCUUGGCGACUGCUUCCGCCAAUAUC
This is a messenger RNA of Laetiporus sulphureus 93-53, 1204 nucleotides long. Its product is annotated as 60S ribosomal protein L3. Bases 1 to 1089 code for a protein of 362 amino acids. Gene Ontology annotation, biological process: primary miRNA processing; regulation of gene expression; rRNA processing. Gene Ontology annotation, molecular function: ribonuclease III activity; double-stranded RNA binding. The record is from RefSeq and is a predicted model, not a curated record. The transcript is spliced from 4 exons. Gene Ontology annotation, cellular component: nucleus. Lineage: Eukaryota; Fungi; Basidiomycota; Agaricomycetes; Polyporales; Laetiporaceae.